Arachis stenosperma is the source of this 1800-nucleotide messenger RNA. RefSeq lists its product as uncharacterized. The transcript has 15 exons. Bases 1 to 1800 code for a protein of 599 amino acids. The record is from RefSeq and is a predicted model, not a curated record. Lineage: Eukaryota; Viridiplantae; Streptophyta; Magnoliopsida; Fabales; Fabaceae.
AUGAUUUCGUUGAACCCUAGCAGCUUUGCUUUCUUCUUCAAAUUUCGUUUCGUCUGCGGUACGAAACUUUGUCUACGAGCUGUGUUCUCCUGGAAGUUUGUUCGUCGCCGUUCAUCUGGGUUACUGAUUUCCCAAAUUCCCGGGUUUGUGAAAUUCCUAAUCUUGCAAAUUGUCAUCGAUUUGGGUAUCUGUUCGAUUUUUAAUCCACAUGUAUUGUCUAGGGUUCCUGAAAUUCUUUUGCUACUAUCAUUAGUUGUCUAUGUGCCAUUGGAUGGAGAUGAGAAUGUAGGAAUGGCUAUCAAGUUGUUAGAUGAAGACACAGCUGCUUGGCCUCAGUGUGAAAAAAUACAAGCUACAGUCAAGAAACCACUGCUUAAUAGAUUUAGGGAUCAUAUAGUUGAAGGACAAGUUUAUAGAAUGGCAUAUUUUACUGUUGUGUCAAAUCAUGGUAGUUAUAGAGCAACUUCUCAUGAAUUCAAGUUGGUUUUCCUUCACCGAACCACUGUUGUAGCUGUUGAUGAAGAUGUAAUCCCUAAGACUUGUUUCAACAUGUUUCCUUUUUCUGAGCUGUUGAACAUGACCCAAGAUUAUGAUUUCUUAGUUGAUGUCAUUGGUUUUUUAACUUCAGUCGGAGAAGAGAAAGAAUAUGCAAAAGAGGGGAAAAUUGUGAAAAUGAUUGCAUUGGAAUUAACUUCGAAAGAUCUUACAGUGCGAUGUGCAUUGUUUGGGGAUUAUGUUAAUCAAGUGAAUCAUUUUCUUGCUUCUGGCUAUGUGGAGCAGCCUGUUGUGGUGAUUCAGCUUGCAAAAGUCAAGUUCUUUAGGGGUCAAGUAGGUCUUCAAAAUGUGAUGUAUGCUACUCAAAUGUUAUUUAAUCCUGAUAUUCCUGAAGUUGUUGUGUUCAGGCAGAGUAUGAUUGAGCAAGGUGUCAAUGGUACCCAUCCGCUGUUUAUUGCAAAUGAGGGUAAAGUUCUCUCAUUGGAAGAUGAUUUCAUGCGUUUAACCAGAAAAUGCACUAUUGAAGAGCUUCAAGAUAACAAUCAGGGUAUCUAUCCUCAAAAUGGUGCAUAUUACUGUGAUUUUUGUUUGAAGCACAUAACUAAUGUGACUCCAAGAUUUAAAAUUAAAAUAACAGUUGAAGAUAAUACUGGGGAGGGUAUUUUCCUUCUGUUUGAUCGUGAGGCAUCUUAUUUGCUUAAGAAGUCAUGUGCUGACUUGUUUACUGAGGUUCAAAGAGAUGCAAGUCUUAUAUGUGGGGAUACUUAUCCUCCCAUAUUUCAAGUGCUCAUUGGAAAGAAGUUGCUGCUCAAGGUUGAUACCAAAGGUGUCCCACAUGAUACAUUUUAUGGGACUUUCCGAGUUAGAAGAAUUUGUGAUGAUUCCACUAUUAUUGCGAUGUUUGAACUUCCCGAUUAUGACGCUGAUGACGAGUCUACUCCAAAAAAGGAGGAUGAUUUACACAAAUCUGUUCCUUAUGGAAAAGGGGAUGUUGGUAUUAAGAAGGAGUUUUCUGAUACUUUUAUGAAAAGUGAGAAAGAUGCUGAAGAGAAAACACCCAGCAAUAUUACUGUUAGUGAUGAUCUUUCUGCUGAACUCGAUAUAUUGCUUAGCUCAGCGGAAAAAGAAACUCAGGAGGUGUUGUCCCAUGUUGUUGAUGAAUCUUCGCAAUAUGGAAAGAAGCUUAUUCAUGAGAAUCAUGUUGUGACCUGCAAGGGUAAGAGGAAUUUGAAUCCAAAAUUUGAAGAGGCUGCUGUUGAUGUAGAUGGGCGUGGGUUGAAGGUUGCCAAGGUUAAUGGAGUUUGA